AUGUGCCCUGUGCCUUGCUGGCAGGCGUGGAACGCCACUGCUCUGCUGCAACCUGCCGCUCACACCGUGCUGGGCUGCGCUGAGGGCGAUGUGUGCUGCUUUAUCUGCACACAGGGUCACUUGUUUGGUUUGUACAAGUCACGGCGCUCUGCCUUUGAUGACAUGGAGGACUGGGAUGACUUGCUGGAUGACAUGGACGACGAUGACGUGGACCUCGAUGACAUGUAUGAUGAUUACAUGGACGACAAUGACAUGGACGAUGGUGUCAUGGAGGACGAUGAUGGUGACUACGACGCAUUUGAAGAUGCCUUUGAUGAUUACAGAGAGAUGCUAGCAGAGGAAUGUGAGAACGAGCCCGAUUGGUUUUAG
Closterium sp. Yama58-4 is the source of this 369-nucleotide messenger RNA. NCBI's taxonomy places the organism in Eukaryota, Viridiplantae, Streptophyta, Zygnematophyceae, Desmidiales, Closteriaceae. The record is from the annotation of a GenBank genome assembly.